CGGCCCCCAGCGAAGCACGCAGCCGGUGGGCUCAGGGGCGGCGGGGGCCUGGGAGCCGGGAAGUUUGCGCGACCGCUGGCAGUGCUGCGAUCGGAAGCCAGGCGCCGGCCCUGAGGUCCAGGGGGCGGGCGGACUCGCUUACAGACGACCGCGGGCCCGCUGCCGCCGUCUCGCGUCCUCUUUCUGGAAAAGUGUUGAAACUUUUAAAAUGUCAUCUAUCAAGCACCUAGUUUAUGCAGUUAUUCGUUUCUUACGGGAACAAAGUCAGAUGGAUGCUUAUACUUCAGAUGAACAAGAAAGUUUGGAAGUUGCAAUUCAGUGCUUGGAGACAGUUUUUAAAAUCAGCCCAGAAGAUACACAUCUAGCGGUUUCUCAGCCCCUGACAGAAAUGUUCACAAAUUCCUUCUGCAAGAAUGACAUUCUGCCUCUCUCAAACUCAGUACCUGAAGAUGUGGGAAAAGCUGACCAAUUAAAAGAUGAAGGCAAUAACCACAUGAAAGAGGACAAUUAUGCUGCUGCGGUGGACUGUUACACACAGGCAAUAGAACUGGAUCCAAAUAAUGCGGUUUAUUAUUGCAACAGGGCUGCUGCUCAGAGUAAAUUAGGUCACUACACGGAUGCAAUAAAGGACUGUGAAAAAGCAAUAGCAAUCGAUUCAAAGUACAGCAAGGCCUAUGGGAGAAUGGGGCUGGCCCUCACUGCCAUGAAUAAAUUUGAAGAAGCAGUUACAAGUUAUCAAAAGGCAUUAGAUCUUGACCCUGAAAAUGAUUCCUAUAAGUCAAAUCUGAAAAUAGCAGAACAGAAGUUAAGAGAGGUAUCCAGCCCUACAGGAACUGGAUUGAGCUUUGACAUGGCUAGCUUAAUAAAUAAUCCAGCCUUCAUUAGUAUGGCAGCAAGUUUAAUGCAGAAUCCUCAAGUUCAACAGCUAAUGUCAGGAAUGAUGACAAAUGCCAUUGGGGGACCUGCUGCUGGAGUUGGGGGCCUAACUGACCUGUCUAGCCUCAUCCAAGCGGGACAGCAGUUUGCUCAGCAGAUACAGCAACAGAAUCCUGAACUUAUAGAGCAACUGAGAAAUCACAUCCGGAGCAGAUCCUUCAGCAGCAGCACUGAAGACCAUUCCUGACUUGACCAGGGGCCGUAGAAUGCAAACGGUUAUGGCUCUGAAGUGUCUGCUGUAGAUAGUGGCCAAAACACCUAAAGAAUAAAUCUGUCUAGACAAUAGGUUUAUCACAGAUUGAGCAUAACAUGACUCCUUUGUAAAUGGUCAGUAGCCUUGCUAAGUGCCAAUGCAGCACACAGCAGGGUUCCAUUUUCAAACCUUCAUCAUCAUAUCUGUAUAUUAGACUUAAUAGUGAGUUCUCUAGCUCGCAAUUCCCAUUAGCAAACAUUUUGAAGGGGAAGAUAAGCAAGAGGAAAGGUUCCAGAUGCUGGCUUAGGAGGAAUGGACUUGCCACUGAGCAGCACGUCUGGAGAGGAGAAAUCUGUUAUGUAGGUUUAGUCUCAAUAGUGCUCUCAGUAAUGAAUAUGCACAUAGGAGCCAGUACUGUCUUUAAUGCUGCUUGUUUCAGUGGGUGGCAGGGAGUCUUAAGAGCUGGUGGGAAGCAGAAUUUGGUGGAAGGGUGGUGGUUCUGAAAAGAAAGGCUAGAUACUGUGAAUGGAUAGAAAGUGAAGGUAGGUAGGAUGCUCAGGUUUUUGCAUAGUUCUUAACUAAUCUUGCCUGCAGUUUGGUAUUUAUAAGAUUAGCAUGGCCAAUUAUGCUAAGUACAUAAUAAAAUACAUUUAGAAAUCCUUACUGGUAUUGGUUAGGUCAGUCAUAUAACUAUUCAAUUUAACUAGCACAACUUCCCCGGUGGUGGACUUACCAUGGAAACUCUCAAAUAUACCUACAUUUAAAUAAGCCAAUGACUUGGGUCUUAAGGAUUUUCUAAGUGGCAUUUAAUUAUGUGCUCAUAGACAGAUUUUAUUUUUAAUUCAGUAAUUAUUUGAUGGAUUACAGAAAGCACCUGUCAUUAACAAUGUUUGUUCAUGUAAUCCUCUGCUCUGAUUAGCUUUGGCAUGUUGUUUUUAUGCUUAACCUUAAUUUGAUGCAACUUAAACAUAACAGGGGACUUAAAAUAUUGUAUUUAAAUUAGAAUACAUAUUCGUGGAGAGAAAUGACAUUGUUAGGUAUUAAUGGCAUGGCUCUAACUAGAAUGAUUAGACGACACUGUUUUAACUGGAAUUUCUUUUGUUUGUUAACUAUGAAAUAGGUAAAGUUGGGCAGACACGUAAUGAUUUCACAAGUGUUGUGAGAGAAAACUGAAAGAGAUGUAAUAUUAACCAGGGCCUUAUUAUAACUAUUCUCCUCAAAAGACCACGUUAUCUUGAAGUAUAAAUACCAACUUUUCCUCUCUUUCCCUUUGUGAGAUUAGGCCAGUAGUUGUAUAAUUUCACUGUAAGAAUCAUCUGGUGAGUUUGUUGAAAAUGCAGAUUCAGGACUAUACUUUCAAUUUUUAUUUAGUAGGUCCUGUAAAAAGGAAGCAUCAUUUUAAACAGUACACCAGGUGGUUCUGAUAUAGAUCCAAAGAUUCUAAAUUUAGAGCAACACUAGGUUACAAAUGUCUUGUCAAUUAGACCAGCAAAUACCUAACGCCUCUGGGUUUAGGCUACAACGAUGACCUAUAUGAACCUAUGUCCAGAGAAGAGCAGAACUUAAGUCUUAGGCCCUCUGAAUUAAAUCUCCUAUAUUCCAUCUAAACCAACUUAAUUUUUUCAUAAAUUCAGCUCACCUAGCAUUCAAAUUUUAUAUAGAAUGAAAGAUGAAUUACAUGAAAGUGAUGACAUUGAUGAAAAAAAGCAAAGCUGAUCCUUAAUUAAAAAUUAAUCACUCUUAUCCAAUAUUGGGUAAGAAAAAGUUUCUAGCAUAACUAUCUUGAGUGCAUUAAAAUGCUUUCAGGUUGAUAAACUGGUAAGCCUCUAGCUCACUAACUAGGAAAAGUGAGAAAAUGCAAAUCAACAUCAGAAGUGAAGGAGGGAAUAUCAAUGCAGACCCUGCAGACAUUAAAAGUAUCAUUAAAAAAUACUACAACUAACAUUAGGUCCAUAUAUUCAACAAUAUUAACUUAAACGAAACAAACUCCUUAUAAGACAAAGUAUUGAGCUCACUGAAGAAAUAGAUAUUGUCUAGAAAACAAGGCUCCAGUCCAAAACAACUGCAAUGGGGAAUUCUACUAAAAAAAUUAAGGGAGAAAUAAUAUCAAUCUACACAAUCUUUCAGAAAACAGAAGAGGAGGAAAUAAUUCACCACUCAUUUUAUAUACCUAUUACUCUGAAACUAAAAUUAGACAAAGACAUAAUAAGCAA
Messenger RNA from Molossus molossus (Pallas's mastiff bat), 3342 nucleotides. It is a transcript of the gene SGTB, whose product is annotated as small glutamine rich tetratricopeptide repeat containing beta. Gene Ontology annotation, biological process: post-translational protein targeting to endoplasmic reticulum membrane. Gene Ontology annotation, molecular function: molecular adaptor activity; protein binding. Bases 209 to 1123 code for a protein of 304 amino acids. The record is from RefSeq and is a predicted model, not a curated record. The transcript is spliced from 11 exons. Lineage: Eukaryota; Metazoa; Chordata; Mammalia; Chiroptera; Molossidae. Gene Ontology annotation, cellular component: TRC complex; membrane.